Molecule: messenger RNA, 879 nt
Organism: Aspergillus niger
Lineage: Eukaryota; Fungi; Ascomycota; Eurotiomycetes; Eurotiales; Aspergillaceae
Exons: 5
Coding region: 1-879 (292 amino acids)
Biological process (GO): spermidine biosynthetic process
Cellular component (GO): cytosol
Molecular function (GO): spermidine synthase activity
Source: RefSeq, a predicted model, not a curated record
AUGAGCGACAUCACUCACCCCACCAUCAAGGAUGGCUGGUUCUCCGAGCAGUCUGACAUGUGGCCCGGCCAGGCCAUGAACCUUAAGGUUAACCAGAUCCUCCACCACGAGAAGUCCAAGUACCAGGAUGUUCUUGUUUUCGAGAGCAGCGACUACGGCACCGUCCUCGUCCUCGACAAUGUCAUCCAGUGCACUGAGCGCGAUGAGUUCUCCUACCAGGAGAUGAUCACCCACCUCGCCAUGAACUCCCACCCCAACCCCAAGAAGGUCCUGGUCAUCGGUGGUGGUGAUGGUGGUGUCCUCCGUGAGGUCGUCAAGCACGAGACCGUCGAGGAGGCCACCCUGUGCGACAUUGAUGAGGCUGUCAUCCGUGUCUCCAAGAAGUACCUUCCUGGCAUGAGCAUUGGCUUCCAGCACCCCAACGUCAAGGUCCACGUUGGCGAUGGUUUCCAGUUCCUCAAGGAGCGCCAGAACGAGUUCGAUGUUAUCAUCACUGACAGCUCUGACCCCGAGGGUCCCGCUGAGAGCCUCUUCCAGAAGCCCUACUUUGAGCUUCUGCGCGAUGCGCUCCGUGAGGGAGGUGUCAUCACCACACAAGCCGAGAACCAAUGGCUGCACCUGUCUCUGAUCACCGACCUCAAGAAGGCCUGCAAGGAGGUUUUCCCCGUUGCCGAAUACGCCUACACCACCAUCCCCACCUACCCCUCCGGCCAGAUCGGCUUCAUGGUCUGCUGCAAGGAUGCCACUCGUAACGUCAAGGAGCCCGUUCGCAGCUGGACCCGUGAGGAGGAGGAGAAGCUCUGCCGCUACUACAACCAGGACAUCCACCGUGCCAGCUUCGUUCUCCCCAACUUCGCCCGCAAGGCUCUGGAUGCUUAG